This is a messenger RNA of Anopheles marshallii, 636 nucleotides long. Its product is annotated as integumentary mucin C.1-like. The transcript has a single exon. The coding region runs from base 1 to 636 and encodes 211 amino acids. Lineage: Eukaryota; Metazoa; Arthropoda; Insecta; Diptera; Culicidae. The record is from RefSeq and is a predicted model, not a curated record.
AUGCCUGCACGCCGCAAACAGCAGUCCAGCUCUUCCGAAGAGUCCGGUGAAGUGAAACCGAAGAGUAUGGAUCGAGAAAUGGGGCAGAACGGUCCGGGAAAACGCCAAAAGGGCCAAUCAUCCGGGCAAAGUGGAGAGAUGAAAAUGAGACGUCCUCGUCCACCUCCAAGGCGAAGGAAGAAUAAGAACAAGAACAGGAACCAAAUGUCCUCUACGUCUACGACAUCUACCUCCACUACAACGGCUUUACCUACUACCAGUUCUUCUACCAUUGCAUCACCUCGUUCGGUACCGACGACAUCUACCUCCACUACAACGGCUUUACCAACUACCAGCUCCACUACGGCAUCACCUCGAUCGGGAUCGACGACAACUACCUCCACAACAACGGUUUUACCAACUACCAGUGCUUCUACCACGGCAUCACCUUCAUCCACUACAACUCCGUUAACUUCAACCAAUCCGACCGCUACGACUACCGGAUCUAGUGUUACUCCGACCUCGUCGACUACCACUUCGACCGUUUCCAGUACAACGACGAGCGCGACUACUAAACCCGCCACCAGUUCUACGGCGAGUUCUUCCACUACCACCGCACGUCCGUCGCCUCCAACACGUUCGCGGCGUGAUCAAUAG